GAGUCCCCCGACGAGCCCCGCGCAGACAGUGACCGGGCACAGACUUGCGUGUUCCUGCGCCGGGCGACGGCACAGACCGACAGGCAGCUGUCGACAGCAGAGCGACGCGUCUCCCGCUAGUGAGGUGCAGCCUGUCCCUCGGUAACUAGCGUCUCCUGUCACUAGCCAUCACCGAGUCCCCCGACGAGCCCCGCGCAGACAGUGACCGGGCACAGACUUGCGUGUUCCUGCGCCGGGCGACGGCACAGACCGACAGGCAGCUGUCGACAGCAGAGCGACGCGUCUCCCGCUAGUGAGGUGCAGCCUGUCCCUCGGUAACUAGCGUCUCCUGUCACUAGCCAUCACCGAGUCCCCCGACGAGCCCCGCGCAGACAGUGACCGGGCACAGACUUGCGUGUUCCUGCGCCGAGCGACGGCACAGACCGACAGGCAGCUGUCGACAGCAGAGCGACGCGUCUCCCGCUAGUGAGGUGCAGCCUGUCCCUCGGUAACUAGCGUCUCCUGUCACUAGCCAUCACCGAGUCCCCCGACGAGCCCUGCGCAGACAGUGACCGGGCACAGACUUGCGUGUUCCUGCGCGGGGCGACGGCACAGACCGACAGCUGCAAGAUGGCCGCCGUACUUCCCCCUCUGGAGCUGGAGCCGGCGGAGGGCGGCGCUCCGCCCCCGGGCGCGGGACUGCAGGUGUGCCGCGCGGCCCGCAAGAUGUCCACCAUGGAGGAGGAGAGCCUCCGGGAGCGACUGCGAGCCUCGCUGCUGCGCCAGUGCGCCGAGAUGCUGGCGGCAGAGGGCGCCGCGCGUCACUCCAAGGACAGCUUCCGGCGCGUCUUCCAGGAGCCGGAGUUCCUGGACCGCCUGUUCCGGCUGUUCGACCAGGACCGCGACUGCCAGCUGCACCAGGACAAGUGGGUGGAGUUCCUCAAGCAGCGCCUCACGGACGAGACGCAGAUAGACUUCGCCGAGCAGGUGGAGAGCGUGGCCUACGUGCUGUGCGGUGACGGCCCCAUCACUCUCGACAAGUUCUGCCAGAUCUUCCAGGCCAAAGGGAUCGUGGAGAAGCUGUUCCGGUUGAUCGACCAGGACAGUGACGGAGCUGUGACCCCCGACCAGGCCAUGGAGUUCCUCGCCAACCUCAGCAAUGCCAGACCGCGCUCCGGCAUAGACAAGAGCAACCUGGAGUGGCUGGAGCAGCUGUUCCGCCAGACCGUGGGAGACCAGAAGGAGAUUCGCCUCGAGGACUUCAAGAAGAUAGUCAUCUCGAAGAACCCCUUCUUCACGGAGCGUGUCUUCCAAAUCUUCGAUGAAGACAGCUCCGGGUCCAUCUCUCUGCAGGAGUUCAUAGACGCAGUCAACCAGUUCGCCGGGCAGUCUCCCGACGACAAGAUUCGCUUCCUCUUCAAAGUGUACGAUCUGGAUGGGGACGGCCUCAUCCAGCACCGGGAGCUGCAGCACGUGAUGCGGGCCUGCAUGGAGGAGAACGGCAUGAAGUUCAGCGAGGAGCAGAUCGACGACCUCACCAUGGCGCUGUUCGAGGACGCCGACGCCGAGAACCACGGCGCCAUCACGUACGAGGCGCUCAAGAACCAGCUGGAGAAGCACGACGGCCUGCUGGAGAACCUGUCGAUCAGCAUCGACCGGUGGCUGGUGCCGCCCAAGCCCAAGCCGCCCCCGCGCUCCCUGCUGGGCAAGCUGGUGGCGCUGCGGCCCUACCAGCUGUCGCGGCCCUACAUGAAGAACAACUACGUCUACCUCAUCUUCGUUGCGCUCUUCUUCCUCAUCAACGUCGGUCUGUUCGUCUCGCGCGCCGUGCAGUACCGCCACUCCAACGGCUACGUGAUUGUGGCCCGGGCAUGUGGUCAGUGCCUCAACUUCAACUGCAUGUUCGUGCUGGUGCUGAUGCUCCGGCAGUGCAUCACGUUCCUGCGCACGCGCGGCUUCAGCAUGUUCCUGCCGCUGGACCAGCACAUCUACUUCCACAAGCUGACCGGCGUGCUCAUCUUCAUCUACAGCGUGGUGCACACGCUCAGCCACCUGCUCAACUUCAGCCUGGUGGUCGUGAACGACCGCGACCACCUCAACAGGAACAACUACACGCUGUACGAGUGGCUGAUGACGAGCGAGCCGGGCCUGUUCGGGCUGGUGGGGGGCGCGGCCAACCCCACCGGCGUGGCGCUGGUCGCCAUCCUCGUGGUGAUGUUCAUCUGCUCGCAGCCCUUCGUGCGGCGCGGCGGCUGCUUCGAGAUCUUCUACUGGACGCACCUCCUGUACGUGCCCUUCUGGGUGCUGCUGAUCUUCCACGCGCCCAACUUCUGGAAGUGGUUCGUGGUGCCUGGCGUGCUGUUCGUGGUGGAGCGCGUGCUGCGCCUGGCCUGGCUGCGCUCCCAGCGCGGCAAGACCUACAUCAGCAGCGGCCUGCUGCUGCCGUCGCGAGUCACGCACCUCGUCAUAAAGCGGCCUCACCACUUCGACUUCCACCCCGGGGACUACGUGUUUGCCAACGUGCCCGCCAUCGCCAAGUACGAGUGGCACCCGUUCACCGUCAGCAGCGCCCCGGAGCAGGAAGACUACAUGUGGCUGCACAUCCGGGGCGUGGGCGAGUGGACCAACCGCCUGUACGAGUACUUCGAGCGCGAGCAGCAGAAGCUGCACGACAUGCAAGCCAGUCUGCAGGACGGCGCCGCCAGUCCUCGCCUGCUCAACGGCGCGGACGCCAAGGGCAGCAAGUUCUCACUUAAGAAGAAGCUGCUGGAUCGCACGUCGAGCAGCGCUGCUAGCGGCCGCAGCAAGAGUGUGGUGUUCCACAAGGAUGCGGAGGACGCUGGCAGUGGCUGCGUCAACGACAGCUUCUCUGGCAGCAGCAACGACAUCAACCUCAACUGCUCGGCCUUCAACGCCGACGACACGGCGCCUCAGACCAAUGUCAACACCACCACAGACUACACCAGCCUGACCGGCCCGCCUCGCAAGCUGUCACCCGAGAAGAAGUUGCACAUGAUCCUGAAGAAGACGCCCCUGUCCAAGUCGCUGUCCAUGCCGGACAUCCAGACCAGGACGAAGAAGAAGGAGCGAGUGCUGGUACUGCGCAGGUACAUGCGGUCCGAGUCGGAGCGCAGCUUCGACGAGUGCCAGAUGAGGCGCGCGCGCCUGCAGUCCACGGGGCCCGCCUACCUCAGCCCGCAGAACAAGUCCCUGGCGCAGAGCUUCCGCUACAUGCGCAACAAGCCCACCAUCAUCGCCUUCAAGACGCCCAGCCUGGAGCACUGGGACGCCAAGAUAGCGGCGACGGCGGGUCGGUCCCGCACGUCGUCCCUGGCGAGUCCCGAGCGGGCGGCAGAGGAGGGCGCGGCCACCGGGGCGGAGUCCCCAGCCUCCCAGGACCCCCUGCCGGGCCAGGUGGCCAGCAACUACCCCGUGGGCAAGCCCCUGGAGCCAAUCAGAGAGGAGGUGGUACUUAUGCCAACACUGGAGCUGGGUUACGGCACGGAGAUCCUGCUCGACGGGCCGUACGGCGCGCCCUCCAGCCACAUCUUCAGGGCGCAGCACGCCGUGCUGAUCGCGACGGGCAUCGGCGUCACUCCCUUCGCCUCCAUCCUGCAGUCCAUCAUGCACCGCUACUGGAAGGCGCGCCACAGCUGCCCGCGCUGCAAGUACGCCUGGGCCAGCGAGAUCCCGCCCACCGUCAUGAACCUGCGCAAGGUGGACUUCUUCUGGAUCAACCGGGACCAGCGCUCGUUCGAGUGGUUCGUGAACCUGCUGUCGCAGCUGGAGAUCGAGCAGGCGGAGCUGGGCGCGGCCAUGGAGAGGUUCUUGGAGAUGCACAUGUACAUCACGAGCGCACUGCAGAAGACGGACAUGAAGGCGGUGGGCCUGCAGCUGGCGCUGGACCUGCUGCACGAGAAGGAGAAGCGCGACCUGAUCACGGGGCUGAAGACGCGCACCAACGCCGGCCGCCCCAACUGGGACAAGGUGUUCAAGCAGAUCCAGGACCAGAAGAAGGGCAAGGUGACAGUCUUCUACUGCGGGCCGCCGCAGCUGGGCAAGAUCCUGCGGGUCAAGUGCGACCAGUUCGCCUUCAGCUUCCGCAAGGAGGUGUUCUAGACGGCGUGGUGCGGCGGGGCGAACAGUGCGAGCUGUCCGCUGUACGCGUUACUGAACUGUCCUGGCCGUCGAGUCACACAGGUUACCAAGUUGUGCUCCAACUAUCUUGCAAGAACUCGAUUUUUAAUGUGCCAACCAUAGCCAAUUAUUUAUAGUGUGUGAAUUAUGAGAUUAUUUUAAAGGUAAAUUAUUAGCAAAGAUUUCUAUAUAUAUUUUUUAAUUUCUGUACAUAAAUGUGCAUAUGAACACUUAAAGCCUCUGAAUUGUCCAUUAAUAAAACUGUUUUGCCUGUGGCAUAGGCCCGAUGAAGGCCCUUCAGUCAGUGAAAGUGUGACCGUAUCAAAUACAACUGUUGGGGAUUACAACUGAUGUUAGGUACUUGGCUUAAAAAAAAUGUUGGUAUUGUAAAUAGCAAAGGAAAGCAUUCUGUGAUGAUCUGUUGCCAUGUUAUUGAUAAACAAUGUAUGAGAUGCGAAGAGAUAAAUAAGUACCAUACCUAAUGUAGUGUACCUUAUAAUUGAAAUUCAAGAGAGACUGUUCGUAAAGAAUGUUACUGCAUUUUAUUUAUUUCCAUAUUUCUUAAUGUUAAGUUUCCAUUUCAAUUCUGCCCUAGAUAGCAUGAAGGAUUAUGGGGGGUGGCCCAUGGCCAUUGGUUAAUUUUUGUCGUAUGCAAUCUCUGUAUCAUUUCGUUAGCAAUCAAAUAUCCGCAUGUAAAUUUCACGCCCAUGCCUUUCCCGGGACUUGAACCCAGGACCCCUCGCACCGUAAGCCAGUGUGCAUUCGACUACGCUACGGAGGUCUGCAUAUUACUAUGAAGUGUAGUUGCUGGCAAAAUUCUUAAUUUUCCGCAAAGUUAAACGGUGCUAAAGGCUCUGUUACACUGUCUAACUUUUCUUCCAACACCAUCCAGUAUGUUUUGUCAAUAAUGAAGGAUUAUAACGUCGCCAAAAGUCACUAGUGUAGCCUUGUUUGUUUGACAAGGUUGAUGACUUAAGUCUUCUUCAAAUAUUUGUUGCAUAUUGGACUGAAUUAACAGAGAUGCUUGUAUUUUACAUUGUUCCUAAAUAAUUAUGUGAAACACCAAUCAGAGCACAGUGGAAAGUGUUGUUGGCAAUAAAUAAUAUUGUCUUGGAAAAAGGUUAUGAUACAAAAGGCAUAGGAAAUACGUAUAUAUAUUAGCAUUAUAUCAAAAAAACUACAAGAUACUUAAAAGAAAAUAAAACAAAAUAUUUGUAUAAAAAAGCCCUGCUCGGAUACAUUAUUUUGUUUUAUGAUUUAGGAAAUUAAUUAUUCUGAUACCUUUCGGUUUAUUUUGGCUAGGUACUCUAAUAGUCUGUAAAAUUAUAUUUAAAUUCAUGAAUACUAUAUUAUUUAAAUAUACAGCUAUCUUAUGGUGGCUUGGAAUGGCUCAUAUUAGCAUUUCAGAAAAUAGUAUUUGUAUAUUAAGUAAAAUAUUUGUGAUUCAUUUGUGUACGGAUUCCAGGUCAUAAGUUGAAAUUCAAUAUUAUUUUAGGUUCAAUCUUAGCCAUCAUUGUUUGGCAUUUUAUAAAAAUUUUUAUAAUGUAUAAAAAUUUUACGUUCAACAAAUUAUCACUCAGACCCAUUUCUAACCAAAAUGAUACCUACUAAUGCAAAAUUUCAGUUUGCAUAACAAGGCUACAUUCUCACCCAUUUUCAUUGGGUGGACCACUAAUUCAAUCUGGAAAUUUGCGGUAUUACUUAAUACUUAAUAUUGCGUAACUGCAUGCUCGCUGGCGUACAGGUUAAGUUUUCCAAUCGUAAACCCACCUUAUACCCCUCCAAUUCUAAUGUCAAAUACAGCCGGAGACAUACGGUAACUUUGACAGUGUAACAGGGCGCUAAAUCAUUUCGUGAAAUAAAAAUGACAAUUCGUUUUGUUAAAGAAUUGAUGGUUUACCUUUUAUGUUUUUAUUAAGUUUAUUUUUAAAACCGUUGAGGAAAAAAAAUAUUUUUUAAUGAUUGUAGUGUAAUUUCCUAAAGUAGUGUAUAGUUGAAUAUUUAUUUGCUGAAAGUUAUGUAUCAUAGAGUAAAUUCAUAAUUUUAGUCUGUUUAAUUUUGUUGUGUUAACUAUCAGUAUAGGGUGGCACAGCCUGUGAUAUUUUAAUGUACUCAUUAUUGGAGACAAAGUGCAAUAUGAAUUGAUAAAAAUAUUUUUAUUUCCUAAGUUAACAAGGUUGUAAGUAUUGUUAGUAUGUUAGUAUUUGGUUUGAAAAAACUCCUUUAAAUAUAGAUUUUUAAAGUACUUAGAAAUUUUAUCUUGAAGAAGCAAAUUGGUUUUUACUAUUAUUGGGUCUAGAAAAAAAUGUCU
Bacillus rossius redtenbacheri is the source of this 6427-nucleotide messenger RNA. It is a transcript of the gene Nox, whose product is annotated as NADPH oxidase 5. NCBI's taxonomy places the organism in Eukaryota, Metazoa, Arthropoda, Insecta, Phasmatodea, Bacillidae. The transcript has 19 exons. Gene Ontology annotation, biological process: superoxide anion generation; defense response. The coding region runs from base 610 to 4098 and encodes 1162 amino acids. Gene Ontology annotation, cellular component: plasma membrane; NADPH oxidase complex. Gene Ontology annotation, molecular function: calcium ion binding; superoxide-generating NAD(P)H oxidase activity. The record is from RefSeq and is a predicted model, not a curated record.